GAAGGGGCACCAAAAGGCACUUUAGCAUUCGAAUCCGAAUCAACACUUCAAACCUUUUGUAACAAACUAUCAAUACCCACUUUUUGAAUACCUUCACAACAUCCAUAGCCUACCUUUACUUCAAAAAAAGAGAGAAAAGUUGGGAAACCCGCUAUCCAAGAAAUCCUUGAGGUACAACAAGAAAAAGCAAUGCUUGGCUUCCUGCAUUUGCAAUAGGAUCCAAAAAGCGGCAGACCACGAAGGAACAGCUUUCUUCCCUCUCUACCUCAUGCAGCAACCAAUUUUUUAACACAAAAAAUAAUCAGUCAUCACUUUUCUUCCCUUUGUUUCUGGUUUCUUCAAAUAAACGUCGAUGGGCUCGUCUGGUUCUUAGAGUUCGACAGAAGCACAGAAGUUCAUACUGGCAUAACAAUGGAAGGCCUGGUUCAACAACUGCGGGUAACAUUUAGUGGCAUUGGAGAGGAAAGUCAGGAACCUGUCAACAGAAGAGGGCGCCAGAUCUCCAUACGGAAGGGUCAAUCUUUCAGAGAGAAAAAAGAAGGUGUCAACGUGUUCGGAUGGCAGAUACCUGGCUUAAAAGGUGUACCUUUAGGGUAUGAACCAAGUAGAGAUGGUCAAUUUGAAACUGCCGUGGCGGCAUCUGCUUAUGCCAUAAAAAUGGUGGAAGAACCUGAUGGUUUCAGCCAGAGGAGGUCCGGUGAAGGAAUGGAUUCGAGAUUUAAGCUUAGCAGAAGAAGAGAGGAAGGCGCAGCAAGUCCUUCACAGCUUGGUGAUAUGUCCAGACGGCUAUCCUGGAAGUCCUCUAAAGAAGACAAGCAAUAUAGAGGGGAAGCUUCAUCAAAAACACCAGAGAUUACGGUAGACGGACCAAAGCCAGGAAGAACUCCAACGAUGGGAAGAAUACCGACAUCAACAGAGAAAAGAAAGGUUUCCAAUGGUAGCGGUACAGUGAGGCCUGCAUCAAGACCUACAAAUUAUGUAGCUCCGAGGUUACCAAACAAGCUAGCAAGUAACAAUAAUGAGAUGAAAGCUGCUGCUUGGGAAAUCGCAAAAUUGGCUGCAAUACAACAGAGGUAUGAAGAAUCCGUGAAGGCAAUUGAAGCUUGGGAGAAGAAGAGGCAAAGGAGAGCAAAAUCUAGACUGGAGAGGAAGCAAGAAGAACUAGAGAGGAAGAUAGCAAUAGCUACUGGGGAAUAUCGGGAUGAAAUGAAGUCUGUGAAUAAGAUUGCAGGUGGUGCAAGGUCUCAGGCAGAGGAGAAACGAAGAAAUGAAGAGAUGAAGGUAAAGGAAAGAGCGCGAAGGAUCAGGUUAACGGGAGAGGCUCCUCAGACUUGCUUCUGCUUCUGAGAACUAAGAUCAGUGGUGCAAUUCAAGCAGCUGUAACAAAUAAAAAGAAAUCUGCACCACCAAGGAUCACAUCCGUCCACCUCAAGGACAAUUCUAGUGUAUAGUGAUGAAAACUCAAUUACAAAAAGAGAGAAUAAUUGCCUUUCCUGUAACGCCAAGGCUAUCGGCAUGGCUAAGAUGAAAAGCAAGCAGGAAGCCAUGAUCACUGACUGGAUUAUGUUCUAAAUGAAUGUAUUGGUUGGAUUUGAUAACAUUAGCUGU
This is a messenger RNA of Nymphaea colorata (pocket water lily), 1608 nucleotides long. Its product is annotated as remorin-like. Lineage: Eukaryota; Viridiplantae; Streptophyta; Magnoliopsida; Nymphaeales; Nymphaeaceae. The transcript is spliced from 6 exons. Bases 412 to 1347 code for a protein of 311 amino acids. The record is from RefSeq and is a predicted model, not a curated record.